Cyprinus carpio (common carp) is the source of this 3075-nucleotide messenger RNA. Its product is annotated as growth/differentiation factor 10-like. Gene Ontology annotation, cellular component: extracellular region. Gene Ontology annotation, biological process: SMAD protein signal transduction; BMP signaling pathway. Lineage: Eukaryota; Metazoa; Chordata; Actinopteri; Cypriniformes; Cyprinidae. Gene Ontology annotation, molecular function: cytokine activity; growth factor activity. The record is from RefSeq and is a predicted model, not a curated record.
CUGAUGGGCGGAUACGUCAGCAUCUCCCUCCGCUUCAGCCUGCUCCCGUGGACAGUGGCGGUCAGAAGAAAUAAGUGAUGUAUCAUAGGUUAAGCAAGAGACGGACAGAACUUCUGAAACACUGUAACAACUUCCUCUCUGUGCUGCUUUAAAAGGCGGGAAAAGCAGCUACUUUACAAACCGUAUCACUGGAAAACAUCACUCCGAAAUUGUCAGACUGGAAACCUUUAGUAUGUUUUAGUACGUGCUUGCGCGUUUCUUUAGCUACACGGCAUUUAAUCGUUUGAAAACGUUUUCUUUCUUUGCAACAUGAAGGUUAAAUAUGUCUUUUUGACGCACCUGUUACUGCUUUGGGUUGGUUCCGAUACUGGCGCAUCUGAAGCUGUAUGGAGAAGUGCGCGCGACGGCACGACAGACGCGCUCGUGGCCACAGAUGCGCUCUCACAGCAUAUGUUUAAACUGUAUGAGAAGUACAACAUUGAACCUAACCGACUCAAAGAGGGAAAUACUGUAAGAAGUUUUAAAGCAAAAGCUGAGAAUGUGGAGGAGAGGGUCUCAUACUGGCUGAAUCUUACGUCCCUUCAGGGGUCUGAGGUGAUUCUCACAUCUACGUUUCACUUCUUUUUUGACAAACGGCCACACCAGAGGUCCUGGUUCUGCAAGCGCUUCAAGAACCCCUCUUGUCGCAUCCCGAACUUCCAUCUGCUACCCCCUGUCCGUCUUCUUUUCCGGUCUCCCUCCUUCAGCUCAGCCCAGGGAUCACUACUCGGAAACAUCACCGUAGUUCCUCACAGACGUGGGACCUGGCAGAGCAAGGAUGUGUCUGUCAUUAUAAAAGAGGCCCGAGAUAAGAAUCAUCUUUUGAUCAGCGUGGAGUUUGACUUUGGAGAGCAGUAUCAAAGGUAUCAGGACCAGCUCCCGUCCUCCAACCUUCCAUACUUGCUGGUGUAUGCUAAUGACCUUGCCAUUGCAGAGCCCAACAGCGUGGCUGUGAGCCUACAGAGAUAUGACCCUUUCAUUGCAGACCAGCAGCCAACUCAAUCUCCGGACUCCUCACCUGACAUACGUGUGAAGCGGGAACUGGACAUCUCUGAUCCUAUUGAGAACAAUGAGCUCCCGGAGGUGGAGUACAACAGCUUCAAACAGCAUGAUAUGUGGGAAAGCGCUUACUUUGCACUCAAGCCAAAGCCCUUUAAAAAAGAACGUCGGAGGAAAGGCCAGGAGCAUGCUGAUGGAUUCGGCAAGUCUCAGGUUCUACGGUUUGAUGAGAAAACCAUGAAGAAGGCUCGGAGGAGACAGUGGAAAGAACCUCGCAGCUGUUCCAGGAGGUACCUGAAGGUGGACUUUGCAGAUAUCGGGUGGAAUGAAUGGAUCUUGUCUCCCAAGUCUUUCGAUGCCUUCUACUGCACAGGAACGUGUGAAUUCCCCAUUCCAAAGGUAGCCCGCCCCUCCAACCAUGCAACCAUCCAGAGCAUAGUCAAGGCCGUUGGGAUAAUUCCAGGUAUCCCAGAGCCCUGCUGUGUCCCAGAGAAGAUGAAACCCCUCAGUGUUCUAUUUCUGGAUGAGAGCAAAAACAUUUUGUUGAAGAUUUACCCCAACAUGUCUGUGGAGACGUGUGCUUGCAGAUAGACUCGCUGGUCAAAGAAAGGAAAGACAAAUGGGCAUUUGUUGUGGUUUUGACACCCAAAUUCACCUUGAAGAGGCAUAUUGUCUUUAGUUUGCACUUGUUAGAAAGUGCACACAUUUUAAGGACUGCAUUUCAUCUUUUAUAAAUGCUUAUCAGUGAUAUUUUAAUUUCCUCUGUUUAUCCACAAAGGAUCUGGCGUAAACUUUUUCAUUGUACUAGAUGAGUAACAUAAGCACUUACUCUUAUAAAUAAUACUUAAGAAUUGUCAGCUUUGCUGUCAUCGCUGUGACAUAAAUGGUUGCUGGACUCAUGCUUGUAUAUUACUGGAUGUACAAUGAGGUUUUAAAGCAUGGUGAAUACAACAAACCAUUUGUGUCAGAACUGUUGAAUUACAUUGGAAAGUAAAUAAGAAUAAGGAAUUAUUCUAUUAUUCAGAUGAAUGUUGUAGUGACAGGUUAAGAUAAUGUUGUGGUGUUCAUUAGAAAUCUAAGUGUAACUUGAUAUUUGGGUCAUUUAAAAGUAUAAAUGAUGAAAAACAUGUGACAAAUGUGAACCCUUUCAUCUACAUCAAACUAUUAGUGUGACUGCAAAGCAGUCUUGGAGUAACUAAUCUAAACUUAGUUUUGAAACAGAACUAACUUAAAAGAUCCCAAAAGGUGGAGAGUUUCUAAUCGCUGAGGUCUCUGAUGGAUGGUGCUGACUCAUUUUUCCUAUGCAUUUGUUUUACUUUAAGAGGCAUUACACAAGGUUCCUUUAUAGUAUUCAGACGCAUUUUAUGAUCUCAAUUUGGUGCCAUAAGCAAGGAGUACCUGGGCCAAAUGUGUCAGUGUGCAUAAACAAUUGUUCAUUUGGAUUCAGUAUAUUAUAUUUUAUAGAAUGUAUUUUUGUAAAUGUGUGUUUUAAAUUAUGAAAACUAGCCUUAUAAGUAGAAUAAAAUGUUAAACCACCAGUGUUUACUUUCUGCUGCAUAUUUCUGCAUUUUAUAUGUUUAUAUUCUUCCCUUAAUGAAGAAAAUUAAUAACGGAAUAAGAAUGUCUAGUCAGAUUUGACAUCAGAAACCAGCCUGGUGCAUUACUUCUUUACCUGGACAUCAAAGACAUCUCUAACCCCCAGCUCCCACCUUCAACCCACUUCAAGAGCAUCAGGUCUCAAAGUGCAGGAAGUUCCAACUCUUACAUCAACAGAUGAUGUCACCCAGCUCAAACUAAUUUGAUGUAAACCCUUUUAAUACUAGCCCGGGAAUGAAAACGGAAAGCGUGUUCUCACAGAACAGAACCCAGUUGCUGUCUGCUAUAUCUUUCCUUUGUGUGACGCUGAGUGUUGAAUGGCUUCUCUGUGCAGUGUGUGAAAAGAGACCCUUGUAGAUGUGAACAUGUUUGGUUGUGUAUAGGCUGAAGAGAUGUGAAUGUGUCUGCUUCUUUUACCACUACACUUUAUCUCUCCAAAUG